CAUAUCAUUUCCCAGAGUGCACCUGGUCUCCUGCAGCGAGCUAGCUAGCUACAGUAGUUAUGCUCUGCUUAUUAACACUUGCAUAACACGUAUAAACAUAGUUUUAUUUGUCUUGUUUCUUUUUAAAUACAGCUAAAUGCUCGUCAGUUGUCGGUUCCGGCUUUGCUCUUUGUGUAGCCGUGUAGUUCACAGCAGCGGUGGAGGAAUUAGAGGAUGGAGGACACUGAACUAUGCUAACAUGACAGAGGUGCAACGCUGGAGUACAGGAGCCUCGAAACGCUUCUCUCACAGUGAUCUGGGAGAGUUGUACAAAAACGAGAGUGUUCAGAGGUAUCUGGAGCAGCUCAUGGAGGAGCACAGAGACCUGAGCAAGAAGUUACAGUAUGUUUACCUCAGCGAGUCAGACAGAAAAGUCCUCAUAAAGAAACACACAGAGCUGCUGCCUCUGGCUAAAGUGUUUGGGAGCAUUGAACAAGCCCUGAAAGACCUUGAGGAAGUGCGUUCACUUUUGCAUAGUUCAGCUGGCACCAAAGAUGAUGAGGAUGAGCACCUGGCCCAGCUGUUGAAAGAGGAGGAGGCAGAAAUCUCUAGCAAGAUUUUAGCCUUAAGGAUAGAUAUGAUCAAAGCUCUUGUCCCCACUGACCCUCUUGACUCGAGUAAUAUUCUGCUGGAGGUAGUAUCAGGACGAACAACAGGAGGUGACAUCUGUCAGCAGUUCACCAGAGAAAUGUUCGACAUGUACCAGGGUUUUGCCGAUUACAAAAAUUGGGACUUUGAGGUUUUAAACUACACACCUGCAGAGUAUGGUGGUUUGCACCAUGCAGCUGUCAGAAUCGCUGGAGAGAACGUGUACAGGCAUCUGAAGCAUGAAGGAGGAACACACCGGGUGCAGAGGAUCCCAGAGGUUGGCCUCUCCUCCAGGAUGCAGCGCAUCCACACGGGAACCAUGACUGUCAUCAUCCUGCCUCAGCCAGUGGAGUUUGACAUUCAGAUUGAUCCAAAAGAUCUUCGCAUCGACACGUUCAGAUCUCGAGGCGCUGGGGGCCAAAGUGUCAACACGACAGACAGUGCAGUGCGGAUAGUUCAUCUUCCCACAGGUGUAACCGCUGAGUGUCAGCAGACUCGCUCUCAGCUGCAAAACAGAGACACGGCCAUGCGUGUGCUGAGGGCCAGACUCUACCAGAGCAUGAUGGGAAAAGAGGCGGAGCAGAGGGAUACAGCGCGAAAGCAGCAGGUGGGCUCACGCUCUCAGUCGGAGAGGAUUCGUACCUACAACUUCAGCCAGGAUCGUGUCACAGAUCACCGCACUGGAUACGCCACCAGAGAUAUUAAGGAGUUCAUGAAAGGAGGAGAAGCUCUCGAUGAUCUGAUCUCUGACGUGCACGAACACACCGAGAGGGAGGCUCUGAUGGAGGCGGUGGAGAGCAGCAUCCGUCUGAAACGACCAGAUUCUGGACGAUCUGCAGAGUAACAGCCACCGCAACAUACAGCACAUCAUUUGGUGACUAGACACCUGAACAUUAAUGGUGCAGUUGUGUGUUAGCCGUACUGUAAAUGGUGCAAUGUAAGACAGCCUGCAGACAUAUUUAAGAGGCUUUUAUUUUUGUAAUAAAACUUAACUUCUAUCUUUCCUGUCAUAACAUUCCUCUAGGUAACACUACAGCUUUAGCAUGAGCAUUUUCAGGUUUUUAAUUUGACGCACCCAUUGUAAGUUCAAAGCUGCACAUACAAUUACAUUUUGCUGAAGCCAAAUACCGUAAUUUCCGGACUAUAAGCCGCUACUUUUUUCCUCACGCUUUGGACCCUGCGGCUUAUACAAAGAUGAAGCUAAUGUAUAGAUUUUUACGUGCAAGCUUCAUGCCAUCAUUAAGUUUAGCCUCGUCACAUCAGACCAAUAAAAUUACCAAACAGGUCACAGUGGACCAUUGACACUGUUCAAAUUAAAUCAAACACACACUAAAUUCUUCAGAUCAAUCAUUCUGCGCUUCAUGCACACACUCUCAUCAUGGAAAACACGAAGAAAUGCGUAUGACGCAGCUGCUGCCGGCCAAGCCUGCUCUCCUUUAACCUAGGCAGGUUACAGUGUGUGUGUGUGUGUGUGUGUGUGUGUGACGCGAGGAGGAGCGCUGCAGCUGUGUGUGUGUGUUGCAGACACGAGUGUGGAAACGGAGGCAGAGUGAAAUGCACCACGAUGAUAUACAGUACAAUACAAUACAAUAAAAACUUAGAGAUAAGUUUUAGCGCUAGCGCUAAGCUAAGCGCGCUAUCGCCAUCCGAGGCUGCCCAACCACGGUUCGACGGCCGGCAGAAUCGGGUUGGUAACAGCUUUUAAGUUAAAGGCAACUGAUCUGCCUGUCGAAGAAGGAAAUGGAGCUGCUGCCCGUUAGCUUGGCAUCAGUGAAUCAACAGUGAGACAUUGGAGUUGACAGCGUGAAAAAAGUAUGAAUUUAAUUACAAGUUAAAUAAAAUCUUUCUGUGUAAAUAUCUCAUGUUACAACGUGGACAUCCGCGGCUUAUAGUCAGGUGUGGCUUACAUAUGUACAAAACUUUUUUCUUUUUAAAUUUAGUGAGUGCAUCUUAUAUUCAGGUGCGCUCAAUAGUCUGGAAAUUACGGUGCUCUGUAUUCCAAUGUCUAAAUAUGUUAGUGUGAGCCUGGAGCUUCUACCGCACGCCAGUAAAACACUGGAAAGUACUGUAAACUUAACUUUUUAUAUUGAAUAUAAACAGAUGCCAGUGCUGUUUAUUGUCUGCAA
Acanthochromis polyacanthus (spiny chromis) is the source of this 2753-nucleotide messenger RNA. RefSeq names its product mitochondrial translational release factor 1 (gene mtrf1). The transcript has 9 exons. The record is from RefSeq and is a predicted model, not a curated record. Gene Ontology annotation, molecular function: translation release factor activity. Bases 137 to 1471 code for a protein of 444 amino acids. Gene Ontology annotation, biological process: translational termination. NCBI's taxonomy places the organism in Eukaryota, Metazoa, Chordata, Actinopteri, Pomacentridae.